Molecule: messenger RNA, 791 nt
Organism: Neoarius graeffei (lesser salmon catfish)
Lineage: Eukaryota; Metazoa; Chordata; Actinopteri; Siluriformes; Ariidae
Gene: gng3
Product: guanine nucleotide binding protein (G protein), gamma 3
Exons: 3
Coding region: 167-394 (75 amino acids)
Biological process (GO): G protein-coupled receptor signaling pathway
Cellular component (GO): heterotrimeric G-protein complex
Molecular function (GO): G-protein beta-subunit binding
Source: RefSeq, a predicted model, not a curated record
UGCUCAGUGUAGCAGAAUUGCAGUGCACUGGACUGGACAGAACCGGGAAGCAUCCAUACUGUCAGUGAGGGUGGGGUCCGGCUGCACAGAGAGACAAACACACGGAGGGAAAAAGGAAUAAAGAGAGAAGAGGAGGGCGAGCACCAGAAGAGGAACACAACAAGGGAUGAAAGGAGACACCCCUGUGAACAGCACCAUGAGUGUCGGUCAGGCAAGGAAGCUGGUGGAACAGCUGAAGAUCGAAGCUAGUUUCUGUCGGAUCAAGGUAUCGAAGGCAGCUGCGGACUUGAUGGCUUACUGCGAUGCCCACGCCUGUGAGGACCCCCUCAUCACCCCUGUGCCCACCUCAGAGAACCCCUUCAGGGAGAAAAAGUUCUUCUGUGCUCUCCUCUGAGCAGGAAAUCAGCAAGCAUCGAAUUAGCCUCAUUUAGAUGAUUGAUUUGUGUAUGCUCAUCACACACACACACACACACACACACACACACACACAACUCCAAAAAUGUGAGUUUUAAAUUUCUGGUUCUGGAAUUUGAUCAUGUGACUGUGGUCAAGGCUAAACAUCCAUAAUGUGUGAGGACAUUUUGUGCUACACUGUUUUUCGUGUUCUAUGAGAGACACUAAGUCUCAAUUUUAUUAGGCAGGUGUGGAUUAGAUAGAACGUAAUGACGCAAAUAUAACUAUCCUAAAUGGUGUAUAUGGUGAACACACACAUACGACACACACAUAUGCAAGCACAUGAUUUUUCUAACCAAUGAAAAUGAAACAAGUUUUGCGGUUGGAUGUUUUAUUAU